This is a messenger RNA of Blepharisma stoltei, 8031 nucleotides long. Lineage: Eukaryota; Ciliophora; Heterotrichea; Heterotrichida; Blepharismidae. The record is from the annotation of a GenBank genome assembly.
AUGCUGAACUUAUUGAUACUGGUUCUUUCUAUAUCUGAGGCUCUCAAUAUUGCUUGCAACUGAAAUAAAUGCAAUCAAAUCACUGUAAACCUUAACUCCCCCCUCCGUGAGUGAACAAAAAAAUUUUGUUCACUCAUUAAUUUUUUUUUUGUAAAAAAAUUUAUAUAUAAAUUUUAUAGAAAAUUUGUUUAUUUUGAAAUUUAAAAAAAUCCUAAUUCGUUAAAAUUGGAAAAGCAAAUAUUAAUUUAAUUUAUAAAAUUUAUGUCUUAAAAAGCAAUUUGUUUAAAAUUAAAACAGAAUUAGCUCUAGAUUUCAUUCUAAUAAUUAUCACUUAUUUAUCAAAUUUUUUUUUCCAUAAAAAAUUUUUUUCUAUUAAAAAAUUUUCUGUUCACUCACGGAGGGUGGGUUUUUGGGCAAAAAUAGCAAUUUUUCUAAUCGUUUUGUUCACUCACGGAGGGGGGAGUAAGUAGAUUGGGGAUGGAUCGUGUAAUAUCGAAUGCAUGACGCCUUCUUGCAGCUUUGAUGCUGCAUUCCCAGAGCUUGCUCAUGAAUCUUUGCCAGGCGAAUCAGAUUGCUAUGAAUCUUGUCUUAAAACGAACUGUACAAGCAUCUUAUUGGGAAAUAGGAUCUGUGAUGAAAUUUGUAAUAAUGCUUAUUGCGGAUACGAUUUUGGGGAUUGUAGUUAUUGUGGACCUUCAUGUAUCUUAUAAACACUUAUUUCUAUCUAUUAUAUUAUAAUUAAUGCUAGAUUUAGGUUCCAUCUAAAAUAGUAUAUAUAAUAUAUAGGCCAACAAGAUCAAUUAGGAGGCUAUUGCGAUUUUGAGUGCAAUGUCCCUGAAUGCUACUACGAUGCAAACAAUUGCAAAGAGUGCUCACCUGGAUGUACUGCAGCUAUUUGAGGAAACGAUGUCUGCAAUCAAGAAUGUGACAAUUCUGCUUGCAACUUUGACAAUGGGGAUUGCUUAAAUUCAACAUGUUCGCCAAACUGCAACACGUGAAUGAUAGGAAACGGGAUUUGUGAUGAAGCUUGCUAUACAGAAGAAUGCGAGUAUGAUAAAACUGACUGUUAUUGCGUUCCUAAUUGUUUCGAUUGAAUGCUUGGCGAUGGAGUGUGUGAUGAAGCUUGCAACAAUUUAAUAUGUGAUUUUGAUGAUGGAGACUGUGGAUAUUGCGCUUCAGGGUGCACUUUGAAAAUGCUAGCAAAUGAUAUUUGUGAUCCAGCUUGCAAUACGAAAGAGUGCGAAUGAGACUACUAUCAUUGCGGAUGUGCUGAGGGGUGCAGUAAAGAUGAUUAUGGAAAUUGUAAGCCAGAGUGUCUGGUAGGAUCUUGCAACUAUGAUCGAAUGAGUCCAGAUCCUAAUAGUUGGUGCUAUUACCAGGAAUUAAUUUUAUUUACAGUUUAUCAGCAGAUGAUUAUGAAUGAUACAAACUAUGUUGUAUCCAUUGAGAAAUGCUACUUACUCUUCUAUUGUUAAAUGAAAUAUAGUGAGAAUCUAUUCAGGAAAUUGCCUUUAGGAAUAGUUUUAUAAUAUUUUGUGUCUAAUAUUUAAUUUCAUACUAAGCAUUAAUUGCAAUUAUUUGCUCAUUAUAGGAAGUAGACAGUUAGCAAGUAAUUAUGAAUGUAGUCUUCGAAAAGCUAUAGAUCCUUAUAAUUGCUACCAUGAAUGCUAUAUUCCUGAAUGCAAUUACGGAUCAUGCAACUCCACAAACUAUUGAAACUGUUUGAACUAUUUCCCUAUCGAUGCCUGAAAUAUUUGCGAGUUUUGCACUGAUAUAGAUAAGCCUUUUGGAGAGUUCUGCAACCAAUGCUUUGGCACUGAUAGUUCCUGCAAGAAUUUAAAUUUGUUUGGGCUAUCAUUAAGUUUUAUAAACGAAGCUUCUCUUUUUACUAAAUUUCCUCAUCUCUCCUUUUAUUAUGCAUCAUCAAUCUUAAAUGAAAAUGUGCCUGAAGACGGAAGCUAUCUUUACCCUUUCCAAUCCAUCUCAGCAGCAUUUCGUAAAAUACAAACCUGAAAUAAUGUCCUGUAUUUAUUUAAUGAUGGAAUUUAUAUAAUGGGCUAUGGUGGAGUUUGGACGAACUUUAAAAUACUAUCAUUUGAUGGCAGCAAGGUCACGAUAAAAAAUGAUUUAUGAGUCUAUGCCUGGCAAGUUUCAAAAAAUUUUGAGCUCGAGAAUUUAAUAUUUGAUGGAAAAGAUGAUAGCUAUUGCCAAAGCUCAACUUAUUGCUCUUAUUGCCCUUAUACAGCUUAUAACGAAAAUGAUGGGUAUUAUUAUAGCGAUAGAAAUGAACGUAUAGAUGGAAAUUUGCCCUUAGCCAUUUGCAAUUGGGAAUUGAACACGCCUCAAGCAAGUUACGCUCUUAUUUAUAAUCUAGAGGACGCCCCUAAAACUAAAAUUAGGAACACCAAAUUUAUAAACUUCAGGAACGAAUUAUCGAGUAUCCUUUCAUUUAUAGGAAACUUGAAGCUAUUUAAUGUAGAUUUUGAUAAUAUACAUCUCAAUCCUUUUGAAACUGGAGGUAUAGUUUCGAUAAUCCCCAGUCACGUAAAGCCUAAAUUGUUAUAGAAUAAAAUGGAAGAUGGGCAAGUGCCUCUAUCACUUUUUGAAGAAGGCCUUAGGUGUGGGGAUAUCCUCCGAAGAAGUAAGAUUUGUUUCUCCCCCGAAGGCUUUCUUUGUUUUUGCCAGAAAGGCUAGACAGGUUUUGUAUCCCAAUUAGUCUUUACUAAUCGUGACUAGCAGGGCAUCUGCAAGAGGUAGCUCUAAGAUAGAUCUAAUUCUAAGUAAAUUGAGCUUACACCAGAUAACCAGGUUAGUGUUUAUCCCUUAUAAUCUAUCCGAUUGUGGCCUUAUGGCAUUUAACUUAAUUAAGUAAAAUUCUUAUAUAUAGGAGGAAAAGUUUCAAGGCUUAAUAACGGCUAUGAAUUCUGGGAUCCUUUAAAUUUCAAAGGAUUUUUAUAUGCUAAAAACACAACUUCUGUUUUAAUAAGAAACAUUGAAUUCACAUAUAACAUGAUUUACCAAAAAAAGCCUACCUACUUCUCUCAGGCUUCCCUUAUUUAUAUUGAAUCAGCAGAUUUUAUUGAAAUUGGAAACUGUAGUUUUAAAUAUAAUUACUGCGAGACAGGGAUUUUUAAUGCUCAAAUGAAUGUUUUGAAAUAUAUGCAAAGCUUAAAUGGGUCACACCAUAUGACUUAUCUUGAAAAAGAUCAUAUUCAUAUCUACGAUUGCAAAUUUAUAUCGAAUUAUGGGAAUGAGACACUAAUCAGGAUUAACUUUAUUAAUUAUCUUUUGAAUGUUCAUAUGGAAAAUUUAUCGUUUGAACUUAAUGGAGCUGAAAAUAACGCUUUGGUGUGAAUUGAUAAUGCUUUUAUUUUAGAUGAAUAUAAAGUAGCAACAGUUAAACAAUAUAGGCAGCCUUUCGGUAAAAAUAUUAUGGCUAUUUUUGGGCCAAGAUGAUGCAAAUUUAACAACGUAAAUUUUACUAGUAAUCAUGGACCUGGUCUACUUAACGCAACUAAUAUGGUCAAUUUUGAAUUGAAAAAUUUGAAUAUUGAUUCAAAUGGAUCUUUAAACCCUGAUAAAGACCUCAAUGUCCUUUUGCUUGAUUACUUCAUUCAAAAUGAAGAUAUAUAUUUAAAAUGAAGACAGCAAGAACCAAAAAUUCUUGAUUGCCAAUUUGCAGUUUCUAUAUUAAAUUCUUACAAUUUAAACAUUGUACCUCUUUCAAUGAAAAAUAAUAUUUGUAGAAAUUCCUCUCCAACUUAUAAAAUUCUUAACUCUGGCACUCAUGAAAUAGAUUCCAUUGAAUGCUUAUCAAAUAGAGGAAACAGUAUUUUUGCAAUAUGCUUCUUAUUUACUGGAAAUUAUACUAGGAUUUUAAUAAAUUCAACAUUUGAAGAAAAUGAGAAUAAUAAUAUUUUAGGAAGUGGGGCUGUCCAAGUGCUAGAUGGAAGCAGUUUAUAUGUGAAUAAUUGCACUUUUAUAAAUAAUAUAGGGAAUUAUGGAGCAGCAAUUAAUCAAAACAGCCAAAAUUUGUCUAUUAAUUCAACAAUUUUUGAUUCAAAUACUUCACCAAAUGGAUUUGGGGGUGCAAUAUAUAGUAAAGCCAAUUUAAGGGCAAGUAAAAAUUUGUUGUAUAUCUCCUCAAGCAUUUUCAGAAGGAAUCAUGCUUACUAUGGAGGAUCUAUUUAUAUCACUCAGCAAUGGUCAUCGCCCUUAAAUAUUGAAAUUGAUAUUGAAGACUCAUCUUUUUUUAAAAAUUCUGCAUCAUAUGGUUCUGCUAUUUUUAUUGAUGAUGAAGUAUUUUUAACUGAUCUUUCAUCAAUCAAAUUAUCAAAAUUUGAAGAAAAUUAUUCAAUAAUAUCAGGGGCUAUAUCAUUACAUUAUAAUGGAGGCUUACUGGCACUAAAAUCAUGCGAUUUUAUUAGAAAUUCUGGAAAAUCGAGUGCUGUUUUGUAUAUUGGUAUAUUGAAUUCUACUAUUUCUUUAGAUUCUUGCUCUUUACUUUAUAAUGAAGGAGGCUCAUCUAUCCUCUCAGAUGAUCAACAUAAAUUUUCGAAUAUUGAAACGAAAAAUUGCAAUUUUUCAUAUAACAAAGGUUCAGUUUUUGCUCUAAACAAUAAUAAACUCUCUGACGAAAAUUCAAUUUUUGUUCAAAACUCAGCUCUUAGCGGUUCUUGCCUUAAUUUAGAGAAUUCCGCUAUUGCAAUUUCAAAAUUAACACUUUACUUGAAUAAUAAAAGCUCUAAGAAGGGUGGUGCAGUUAAGUUUUUUUCAAAAUCGCAAUUCUAUUGCAGCUAUUGCAAUUUUACUUCAAAUUUAUCUCAAGAUGGAGGAGCUGUUUAUUUGGAUCAAGAUUCUCAUUUUUCAAUCUCGAAUUCUAUUUUUUAUAAUAAUUCUUGUGAAAAUGAUGGUGCUGCUAUAUAUAUAUUUAGCUCAUCCAUAGAAUCAGUGCUUAACUACAGUCAAAUUUAUGAAAAUAUUUCAAAAAAUAAAGGAUCAAUUGUUGCAAUGAGUUCUAAAUUAUUAAUAAUUGCUUCAAAGGUAUACAAAAAUAAAGGUGGAAUUGAGCAAGCACUUUCAAAUUUAAAUAUAAUAGACUCUCAAUUUUAUAGUCAAACAUGCUAUCAAGGUUGUUUCAUUUAUUCAGCAAUGGAAAGCAGCAUUUCUAUCAAAAAUUCGACAUUCUCUGAUGGAGUUGCAACCAACUCUGGAGGAGCAAUAUAUUCAACAUCAGGCAAUUUAACGAUAGAUUCCUCUCUUUUUCGCCAAUUUUCCUCACACUCAAUAGGUGGAUCAAUUUAUUCAUCAUAUGAUAGUCUCGUAAAGAUAAAAAAAUCCUCAUUUUCAGAAUCGUAUAGUGCAGAAGGAGGAGGUGUUAUAGACUCAUACCAAACAUCACUAAGUAUUGAACAUUCUAGCUUUCAUAGCUACUCAAAGACUGGGAUAUUCGGCACGAGUUUAAAAGAGGUGGAAAUUCUAUAUUCAUUAUUCAGUAAUGGAAAUGGGAUUUCAGGCGGAGCCAUUUAUUGUCAUACUUGCUCUAAAAUUAAAAUUGACUCAAGUAUAUUUGUGAAUAAUAGCGCUUUAUUAUAUGGUGGAGCUUUAUAUUUUGAUAGUAAUUGAGGAGAAGCUAGUAUAAAUACUUAUUCAAUUGAGAGGAGUUCUUUUGUAAACAACUCAGCGAGAAAUGGUGGAGGAAUAUAUGCAAAUAAUGCAGCCUUAUUUAUAUAUUUAUCUGAUUUUACAGAAAAUCAAGCGUUAACAAACGAGAGUUUUAUUUAUGCUCCUGUAACUGAAGGAAAAGGUGGAGCAAUUAAAGUUGGAUGCUUGGACUUACCAAAAUGCGAACUUGAGAUUAAAUCAUGCAGCUUUAUAGAAAACAUUGCAAGUUAUAAUGGAGGAGCAAUAAACUGGGAUGACUGAAACCCAGUGCUAGAUGACAAUUUAUACCAAGAUAAUUGAGCGCAAUAUGGAAACGACUUAGCUUCAUACCCUGCAAAACUAAUGAUUAUAAAUGAAAGUGAUAGAAAAUUAGUUGAUAUAUCACAAAUGUCAGGCAUUGCUCCAGGAAAAAGAAAUAAAAAUCCUCUGUUGGUUGGUUUAAUUGAUGUUACAAACCAAACUAUUACAACUGACAAUAUCAGCUUUGCAGAACUCAAAAGUGAAAACUUAAGUACAAUUAUAGCAGGAGCUACUAAAAUAAAGGCAUCAAAUGGAAUCUUCAAUUUCUCUGAAUAUGUGAUCUCAGAUAAACCAGGAUCAAGCAUCAUAAUACAAAUUUUUUCUUCUGCAAUUGACAAUAAUAAAAAUCAAAAAGUGAGCCAACCAAUUUAUAAUCAAAGUUUAUAUAUUAAUGCAAAUUUAAGACAUUGUGAGAUUGGGGAGGUUAACAGUGGAAAAAUUUGUGAAGCAUGUGGAUAUGGGUAUUACAGUUUAAGCCUAAAUAGCACUAAAUGUUUGGUUUGUCCAAAUUCAGAAGCUAAUUGCUAUGGAAAUUAUACUAUAUCACCAAAAGCUGGAUAUUGGAGAGAUAAUAUGUAUACUGAUAAAUUUUGAAAAUGCCCUAAUCCUUCUGCUUGCUUACUCCCCCUCGUGAGCAAACAACAAAAUUUUGUUCGCUCUUUUUUUAAAUUUAAAAAAUUCCAAUUUGGAAAAAUUGAGAAGCAAAAAUUAAUUUAAUUUGCGAAAUUUAUGUUUUAAAAUGCAAACUGUUUAAAAUUAAACAGAAUUAGCUAGAGAUUUCGCUAUAAUAAUUAUCAUUUAUAUAUCAAAAUCUUUUUUAUAAAAAAUUUUUGUUUGCUCACGGAGGGGGAGAAGUUAGGCUCUCCAAAUCUAAAUAAUUUAUCUUUUACUGGCCUAUGCAGAGCUGGAUAUAAAGGUAAUAUGUGUCAAUCCUGUGAGUCUAACUUUGCUCACUCAAGCCAUGAUACUUGCAAUGAAUGCCCAUCAACUUUAAGAAAUGUGCUCAUUUUAAUAGCACUUACAGUAGUUUUAAUCUUACUUGCUUUUGUUUUGGUCAAGUCUGCAAGAAAAUCAGCUUUAAAACCAAAAAAUCAUGCCUCUAUCUAUUUCAAGAUAUUUUUAAAUUAUUUGCAGUUAAGCCAGCUUACAUCUGUUUUUGAUUUAAAUUGGCCAAAUAAAAUUAGGCAAAUAUAUCGUAUACAAUCCAGUACAGACUAUGCUUAUCAGCAGUUUUGAUCACUUGAAUGUCUCCUCCAAAGUAGCUUUUCUCAAAGCUACACAUACAUGCUGAGCCUUCUCAUUACUGCAAUGAUACCAUUUUUUAUGGGGCUUUUUGCAUUUCUUUUCUGGAUUUUUAUUAAGCUCAAGAAAAAAUCAUUUACCACUUUUUGAGAUGACUAUAUAUCAACUUUCAUUGUUUUACUAUUUUUAGUGCAUCCAAGUACCGUCAGAAAAAUGCUUGCUUCAUUUAAUUGCAAAGAAAUUAAUCCUGGUGAAUAUUGACUAGUUGAAAAUCUCGAUAUAAGAUGCUGAGAUUAUGAUCAUAUGUUUUCUGUUAUGACUAUUUCAUUGCCAACUAUAUUUAUAUGAGGAAUUUUAUUUCCUUCUAUUUGUUUAAUAAAUCUCUCAAGAAAUAGAAAGAUUUUGAAUAACUUAAGAGUGAGACUGAGAUAUGGUUUUCUUUUCAAUGGGUACCAAAAUAGGCUUUAUUAUUGGGAAUUUAUCAUAAUGUAUAGCAAAGUUAUUUUAAUUUGUUGCUCUGUGUUUUUAGUAAACAUCUCUACAAAGAUGCAAGCCAUUAUUGCAGCAAUUUUAUUGACUAUAUUUUUACAAAUGCAAUAUUCAAAUAAUCCCUAUACAGAUUCAGGCUUAAACCAAGCGGAAUUGAGGGCAAAGCUUGUAUUAGUUAUCACAAUAUAUAGCGGAUUAUAUUAUUUAAUGGGGUCAUUAAAUGAUAGUGCCAGUAUAUUUUUCAUUGCAAUUAUUAUAGCUUCGAAUUCUUACUUUUUGAUUUAUUUAUCCUAUAAAAUAAUCAAAGUCAUAAUCGAUUAUCUGAAGAAAAAUUAA